This is a messenger RNA of Symbiodinium natans, 495 nucleotides long. The record is from the annotation of a GenBank genome assembly. NCBI's taxonomy places the organism in Eukaryota, Dinophyceae, Suessiales, Symbiodiniaceae.
AUGGAAGAGUGGGGCUUCUGCGCGGGAGAUGAGGUGGAGCUGAGGGGCCUUUCCAAGCUGGAGCUCAAUGGCCAACGGGGCACAGUGCUUCCCUUGGAGUUCCCAGAGCAGGCUCAACAGCUCGGCCGUCUGGCGGUGAUGCUACACUCGGGCAAGCAGCUGUCGCUGAAGGUGGGGAAUCUCCACAAGGUCAAGGCUGAGAUCAAAGCUGGGGGAGACCUUGGCGCUGAUUGGUCGGCCUCCCUGCACCCAGGGUCCUCGCGGCCCCUGCGCGCGGUCCUGGCGCCGGGUAGGGAGCUGGUGGUCAUGACCCUGAACUUGCAGUACCUGGCCAGCUUUCCUCAGGAUCCGACUCUUGCGAGGCGUCGGCUUGUCGAGAUCACGUCGGCAGCGCCUCGCCCUGAUGUGAUCUGCGUGCAGGAAGGCUUAGAGGGUAUCGACCUCUUCGGCCAAGUCGGGUACAGCAAGUUGAUCUCAUCCGCCGUGAAGGCCUAA